AUGGCGCAGAACCCAUACCUCCUCGCGGCCGACAAUAAGCCGGAGCUGCUGCCGCUCCUGCGCGCGAACCCCUCCAUGGCGUCGCAGCAGGACGAGCACGGCUACAGCCUGAUCCACGCCGCCGCCUCCUACAACCACCUCGGCCUCCUACGCACGCUUGUUCGCGAGUUCUCUGUACCAGUCGACCUGCGCGACGAGGACGGCGAAACGGCGCUCUUCGUCGUCGAGACCGUCGAGGCGGCGCGCGUGUUGGUCGAGGAGCUGGGGCUGGACGAGAAGAUCAAAGGGAGUGAGGGGUUGACCGCCCGCGAGAAGAUCGAGGCCGAGGAAGAAUUCCCCGAGGUCGCUGAGUGGUUGAAGGCCAGGGAGGGCAGUGCCGGCGGCGUCAAUGGCCACUCGGGUGCUGUCAAUGGCAAUUCCGCAACUGGUCUGCCGCCAGUUCCGGAGGGGUUGUCGGUCACGAUGGGCACCAUGAAUGAUCCCGCCGAGGAUGGACCGGGGCCGAACCCUGAAAUCAAGCGUCUGAUCGACGAGUUUGCUGCAAGGGACGACCACGAUACUCCAGAGGCACAGGCUGAGCUUCGCCAGUUGAUUAUGCAGGUGAUAUCCGGGGAAGAGCUUUCGGGGGACCGUAACGUUCGGCCGAGACAAGACUGA
This is a messenger RNA of Pyricularia pennisetigena, 657 nucleotides long. RefSeq lists its product as uncharacterized. The record is from RefSeq and is a predicted model, not a curated record. The transcript has a single exon. The coding region runs from base 1 to 657 and encodes 218 amino acids. NCBI's taxonomy places the organism in Eukaryota, Fungi, Ascomycota, Sordariomycetes, Magnaporthales, Pyriculariaceae. Gene Ontology annotation, molecular function: protein binding.